AUGGCACUCCAACCAAACAAAUGGCCGGCUAAAACAGUUCGAGACACGUUCCUCGAUUUCUACAAAGAGAGGAACCAUAUUUUCACGCUUUCGUCCUCGGUCAUUCCGCACAACGAUCCCACUUUACUCUUCACCAAUGCUGGCAUGAACCAGUACAAGUCCAUCUUCCUUGGUACUGUCGAUCCGCAUGCAGACUUUGCCUAUUUGAAGCGUGCUACCAAUUCCCAAAAAUGCAUUCGUGCAGGUGGAAAGCACAACGACCUCGACGACGUGGGAAAGGAUAACUAUCACCACACUUUCUUUGAGAUGCUAGGCAACUGGUCCUUCGGUGACUAUUUCAAACAGGAAGCCGCUGAGUACUCGUGGGAGCUGCUCACAUGCGUGUUUGGCCUUGACCCCAGCAGACUCUAUAUCACCUAUUUCGAAGGUUAUGCCCCCCUAGGUCUUGGCCCGGACAUUGAUGCUCAAGAGAUCUGGCGUGCUAUUGGCGUACCUGAUGACCAUAUCAUCCCAGGAAACAUGAAAGAUAAUUUCUGGGAGAUGGGCAGCCAGGGACCGUGUGGACCCUGCAGUGAGGUCCACUAUGAUAGAGUCGGUGGACGAAACGCCGCUUAUCUGGUCAACCAAGAUGACCCCGACGUCGUGGAGAUCUGGAAUAUUGUUUUCAUUCAAUUCAACAGGGAGGCAGACAAGUCUUUGAGAUCCUUACCGAACAAGCACAUCGACACCGGGUUAGGCUUCGAGCGCCUGGUCUCGAUCGUGCAAGACAAGUCAUCGAAUUAUGACACAGACCUCUUCUCCCCUCUCUUUGAAAAGAUACAGGAAAUCACAGGAGCUCGUCCAUACCAAGGAAAGUUCGGCGCCGAAGAUGAUGGCAUUGACACCGCCUACCGUGUUGUGGCCGACCAUGUCCGCACAUGCACGGUUGCGAUUUCUGACGGCGCUGUACCUGAUAGCGUCGGUCGCGGUUACGUUGUACGGAGAAUCUUACGACGUGGUGUGCGAUACGCGAGAAAGUACUUUGACGCGAAAAUCGGUUCUUUCUUCUCGAAGAUUGUGCCUACAGUUGUCGAACAGAUCGGGGAUAUCUUCCCUGAAGUCAGAAGGAAUGAACAGACCGUGAAGGAGAUCCUCAACGAAGAGGAAGAAGCUUUUGCUUUAACUCUAGACCGAGGAGAAGCGAUGUUUGGCAAAUAUGCGCAGAAGUGUCAUGAGAGCGGUUCAAAGGACCUCCCCGGAGCUUACGUGUGGCGACUAUACGACACGUAUGGGUUCCCGGUUGACCUGACGAAGCUUAUGGCCGAAGAGCAAGGUCUGAAUAUUGACGAGGACGAAGUAUCCGCCGCCCAAGAGAUGGCCCGAGAGGCUAGCAAAGGCGAAAAGAAGAGUGCAUCUGAUCUCGUCACGCUCGAUGUUCACGAUCUCGCUGCUCUAGAGAAUAUAGUUGGCAUGUGUAAGACAGAUGAUGUGGCUAAGUAUAGGAAAGGUUCCAUCCAGUCAACUAUUAAGGCGCUAUACUAUGGUAAGACAUUUGUGACAAGCACGUCCGACGUCCCAAAUGGCGCACAGUUUGGUGUCCUUCUCGAUAAGACCAAUUUCUACGCUGAAGCUGGCGGUCAAAUUUUCGAUACUGGACGAUUGGUCAUCGACGAUGUUGCCGAAAUUGAUGUCCGUAAUGUGCAGUCAUAUGGAGCCUACGUAUUGCACACUGGCUAUAUGAAGUACGGCAUCUUGAAGAUUGGUGACACGGCGGAGAAGUCGGGGUCGCUUGUCGCGCCAGAGAAACUACGCUUCGACUUUUCGCACAAAUCUGGCCUCACUGAGGAGGAGAUUGAAAGAGUCCAAGAGAUCUGUCACAAUUACAUCAAAGAUGAUCGACACGUAUUUGUGGCGGACGUCACACUGGAGAAUGCACGUCGGAUCGAAGGUGUACGCACUAUUGUGGGUGAGACGUACCCUGAUCCAACCAGGGUUGUUUCGAUCGGAGUCCCUGUCAACGCCCUGGUUGACAAUGUUUCCAAGAACCGGUGGACCUACAGUGUCGAGUUAUGUGGAGGCACACACGUUGACAGGACCGGUGAGAUCAAGGAUAUGGUCUUGCUGGAGGAGUCCGGGAUCGCAAAAGGUGUCCGACGCAUUGUGGCUGCUACCGGUCAAGAGGCGCAAGAAGCCCGACAGAAUGCAGCUCGUCUUGAAGAGCACUUGGUGAGUAUGGAGCAGAUGUCUAUCUCCCCGGAGAAGGAGGCACUUGUCAAGCAGGCACAGGCCGAACUCGCCACGUCAACAAUCUCAAUUUUGGACAAGAAAUUGUUCGCAAGGCGACCCGAAGGAAGCAUCAAAGAGAUGAUGAAAGAGCAAAAAGAAACGCAGAGAAGUCAAGUCGAUGCUGCCAUCAACCAUGUCAAAACCGUCAUCGAUGAUAACCCAGCCAGCACCUCGUUUGUUGUCAACAUCCCGACUGAUUGUUCCGCCAAAGUUAUCACGGAGGCCAUUAAGCAUGUCUCUUCUAUCCACGACGACAAGAGCGUGUAUUUCAUAGGUGUAGAUGCCACUGGCAGGGUUGCCCACGGGUGCUUUGUCUCGCCGAAACACAUCUCGAAUGGGCUGGUGGCAAAUGAAUGGGCUGCGCAGGUUGCGAAAGUCGUGGGUGGAAAGGCUGGUGGAAAGGGUCUUAUAAGUAUGGGGAGCGGACCGGAUAAGGCCAAAGUGGAGGAUGGGAUGGUGGCUGCGAGAAUGUAUCUCCAAGAACUGCGAAUUUAA
This is a messenger RNA of Penicillium psychrosexuale, 2760 nucleotides long. RefSeq names its product alanyl-tRNA synthetase. NCBI's taxonomy places the organism in Eukaryota, Fungi, Ascomycota, Eurotiomycetes, Eurotiales, Aspergillaceae. The coding region runs from base 1 to 2760 and encodes 919 amino acids. The record is from RefSeq and is a predicted model, not a curated record. Gene Ontology annotation, biological process: alanyl-tRNA aminoacylation; tRNA modification. Gene Ontology annotation, cellular component: cytoplasm; mitochondrion. The transcript has 4 exons. Gene Ontology annotation, molecular function: alanine-tRNA ligase activity; nucleic acid binding; aminoacyl-tRNA deacylase activity.